Molecule: messenger RNA, 873 nt
Organism: Rotaria sp. Silwood2
Lineage: Eukaryota; Metazoa; Rotifera; Eurotatoria; Philodinida; Philodinidae
Source: the annotation of a GenBank genome assembly
AUGGCUUCUGGAAAUGGUGCUCUCCGCUUUGCUGAUUUUGGUGCAUUAUCAAAAAGAAUGCUGGCACCGAUCGAAGGUUACGAAAAGAUGUCAGUGGUAACGCUCGAAGAAGCUGUGGAGCCUCUCGUCGAAAUCGUGCCGAAAGUCAAACGAAAUGUAAAGGUAGUCAAGGAAAAUUGUCAAGAGCCCGCAGAUGGCUUAACAACUAACGAAUCGGCUUCAAUUAUGCUGUACACCUAUGAGUCGAUGCCGUAUGAAGAUUCGUUAUAUGUUAAACUCAACGAAACUUUACGCUCGGAACAACGAAAAAAAUUAAUUCCAUGGUUUCUUUAUCUUCGGCUCAUACUGACGGCGCUUGCUCGUCUUCCAUCAAAGCGCCGUUUCAUUUUUCGAGGAGUUCGAGAAAACUUGUGGGCUGACUAUCCGGAAGGCAAAACUUUUAUUUGGUGGGGAUUUUCAUCGUGUACUUCAUCAGUCGGAGUGUUGGAGAACGAGCAGUUUUUUGGCAAAACUGGAAACAGAACUCUAUUUCAAAUAGACUGUACAACAGCAAAAGACAUAAAAAAACAUUCAUUUAUAGCCGGAGAAGACGAAGUACUUUUAUUACCCGCCAGAAAACUUCAAGUCAAAUCUUGUCUUGAUUCUGGCAAUGGACUUCAUAUUGUACAACUCGAAGAAUUGAAGCCAGAGUACGAUCUUCUUGAACCAGUUCCAGUACCAGUGCCAGUUGUUAAAUCCAAAGAUAAAACUCAAGAGAAAUCUCAACCAAUAGCAGCAGCAACGACGAUUGCGGCCAAACCUAGUGCUGGAGCCAUGGAAAAACAUUUUUCAACAAUGCAACUCGACAUGAAUACAAAGCCACGAGGUCAGUAA